Molecule: messenger RNA, 1043 nt
Organism: Caenorhabditis elegans
Lineage: Eukaryota; Metazoa; Nematoda; Chromadorea; Rhabditida; Rhabditidae
Gene: ets-9
Product: ETS domain-containing protein
Exons: 5
Coding region: 97-774 (225 amino acids)
Biological process (GO): DNA-templated transcription; regulation of transcription by RNA polymerase II; regulation of DNA-templated transcription
Cellular component (GO): nucleus
Molecular function (GO): DNA-binding transcription factor activity; sequence-specific DNA binding; DNA binding
Source: RefSeq, marked reviewed
AUCGCAUCUUCUUCUUCUUCUUCGCAUUUUAAAGAGGAGAACACUUCCACUCGACAACCAACGAGUCUAUUCGAAAAUUUACAAAAACUCGCCGACAUGCCGGUUAAUACUGAGACUCGAUUGAAACGGAAAAGACCAAAUCUUGGCAAUUUCACCCAUGAUGUUAGAACUUAUCCAGAUAUUUCGCCUCCAACUCCAACGAAUUCACAUAUUCGUUGCUGGGCACAAUUUUCGAUUGCACAACAGCUUCCAUGCGCAGUUCCAUCUUUUCCAACUUCUCUUUUUCCAUUACCCAUCAUGAAUGAUGAGCCAAUGACAGAUGACGAACUUGUGAAAAUGAAAGGGCCAUCCCGACUAAUUGGUUUUCUGGUUCAUCUAGCUAUGAAUGAAAGAGCCAGGAAAGCCUUAAGAUGGACUGGAAACGGUCUAGAGUUUGUUCUUGUCAAUAAAGAACUGGUUGCAAAGAUGUGGGGCAACCGGAAACAUAACACCAAAGAUAUGGAUUAUUAUAAAUUGUCAAGAGCGAUUCGGGAGAAAUAUGAGAAAAAAGAUAAGGCUGACAAGAAUAUUAAACCAGGAAAGCUGAAAAAGGGAACACGAACCUACUCAUAUGUUUUUACGGAACAUGCAUAUCCUGAUCUCAUGAAUCAAACAGAGAAAGAUAUCAAUUUCAUUACAAGAUUUGCAGCCGACAUCGGGCAAAAAUAUAGUGACAAUAGUGAUUUGAACAAUGUAAAUUCACCGAAAUCGCCAAGUCCACAAAAUAGUGAUUAACUAGUUUUUGGAGUUCAACAAAUAUUUUGUAAUUAUUGUCAUAGAAUCGAAGCACUGUUCUUUUUUGUCAAUGUCUUUAUUCAUUUUUCUUAUUUAAAAAAUCUUAUGUUCUCUUUUCUUGUUUCUCGUUUCUUUGUUUCUCUGUUUCAAGUUCAAAUCUUUUCCAUUCUACUUCCUUUGUAAAUUUGUGAGUUUAUUCGCAACAUCAUUUUUAAAAUUCAUGAGUCAUUAUGAUAAGAUGACGAUGUUAUUGUAACGAGUAUAAAUUC